CUUAUUCGAUUCAAAUAUUCUAAGAUUGUAAUGUCAUUUAUCAAACCAUAUGCAUUUUUAGUACUGGUAUAAUUUUUUUUAUCAUAAAUUAAUUUCAAAAAUUUUCAUAUACCUAUACGUAUUUAAUUUACUCAGGAUUAAUUACUAUGAUUGGUGCUAUCGUCGUGGUUAUUGAACGAUGAGCGCUCGCAGCAGCAUCAGGAUCAAAAGUCCCGUGGGAUGCAGAUGCCACUACAUACUGAAACGAUGUAUGGCCAUUCAUCUGCAGAAACAGUCGCUAGUCCGGUACGUCCCGCAACAAGCGGAAACUUCGCCGUAUUGGAUGUACGACAACGGGUACCUAAUAUUCCAGAGCUUUUUGGAAUCGAAUCUAAAAUGUGUCUGGAAUCGAAGUCUCGUGGAGGCAAUGCAAGUGGUCAAAUACGAGGGAUACGUAUCACCGGGAGUACUGUUGCUCACCGGUGAUCCGUGCUCCAUGGAGGUAAUACGAGGCGCCUGGUGUCGUAAUGUGCUCAGGCCACCAAACAGUUACGUGAUCACUAAAAUCGGCGACGUGGAAGACUGUGUGGUGGAGGAUUUGAACCAAGGACAAUUUACGCCGUUAUCCGAAGCCCUAUGCCUAGUCAUACUGGAGCUAACCAGCGCAAAUCAAAAUGCCACAAUUGACACUGUGCGUUCAGCUCUUAAAAUAUUUUUCUCUAACAUUCAACCGCCGGCUGAACACAUUAUCUACGACGCGAUGGUCAAUCUCAUGUCCGAUAAUAAGAUAUACCAGACCUCCAGGGGUUACUUUGUUGUGACGCCGGAGGUGCAGCGACUAGUAGGUUCAGCGACCGCUAGCCCUGCACACAGCUUGCGGUUGGGAGGAAGUAGUCGGUACAGCCCGAGCAAAAAAGGGUUCUUGAUGUCUACGGAAGAAGCGUACGUGAAGGUUCACGGUGAUAUAGAGACCUUAAGAGACGGCGACCAAACUCAUCAAAACAUACAAACCAAUUUGGCAGACAUCAUAUCCGGCGGUAAUUCGGACGAUAAAACGCUGUCACCCAGGAGGGAUGCAUCCGGCGAGAGACUGGGUAGGCGCAACUCGCUCAGGACCAACUCGGCGUCCCGCCGCUUGCAGGCCACACUGCAACGGAGCGGUUCGAUGAGACAGAUAUCGAACAAAAACAAAACGGACGAAUACUACGGUGGCGUGUCGGUGGAACCUAAAAAGUCGCCGGGUAUUUUUUCGAGAUUGUUCGGGAGCCGAAGAUCGAGUUCCAAAUCCCGAAAGUCCAACAACUAUUGUUGCGCCACUCAGUUCCCUCCGGACGAAUGGUUCAACAAAAGCGUACAACCACAACACUCGAUCUCCACACAAACGGAGAAGGACGAGGACGACUGCAAGGCGAAACAACAGUGGCCGGCCCCGAGGUUGACGAGGAGCGCAACGCUGCCGAGGAAAUCGCGAGUCGCCACGGCGGGUCCGUCGUCGUUGGCCUGCAGCAGUGGCGUCGACGGUUGCGGCGGCUGCCACGCAGACAAGACGCCCGCCGCAGCCAAGAAGGCAUACCCGUCAAGCGGUUCGUCCGGAUACAACUCGCUGCCCCGGAUGAACGGCGGCCGGAAGUCGGGCAGCGUCAAGAACUCGCCGUCGUCAGAGCUGUCGUACAAGAUCGCCGCCGCAGCCAAAGCGGAAAAUGGCGACGCGUCUUGCAAACCAGACACGCCGACCGGCCACGGCAGCAACUUCGAUUCGAGUUACAGCUGCGACGAGAUAUCCGUCAACGACUCGUCCAUCACGCUCACGGUGGUCGCGACGCCGCCCGCUAAGCCCAAGACGGCCGCGGACUUGCGCCGGGAAUACUUCCGGGGCUUGAGCAAGUACGGUACGGCUGCCACCAACGGAACCUGCAGCACGACCGGCAGCGUCCGCGGUAAAGACCACCACUACCAACAGCUGCAGAAGCCACAGCAACAGCAGAAGCAGCAGCAGCAGCAACAGCAACAGCACCUGCAGCAGAAGUACUUCAACCGCAGUGGUGGCAGCGGGCGUGAUAAACAGGCGAUCGCCGCGAGUCUGCACAAAUACCUCGACAACGCGUGUAAAAUCAAAUGACGGAAGUCCACCCCCCCCCCUCCCCUACACACCGCAAACCCUCGCCCGUUUUUCUCCUUAUAACAACAUCGUAUAUUAUAUAGUAUAGUUGUCUGUUAUUCUAUAAUAUAUUAUUAUUUCUUCUUGGAUGAACAUUAUUGCAUCGUCGGCCGUUGUAUACCUACGACCUACCUAUUAUACAGCAAACAACUUAUAAUAUACUAACACGACGUAUAUUAAUAAUUUACAUGUUAUUAUUAUUAUUAGUAUGUAUAAUUUACACGCAUGAAAUAAUAUAGUAUAGGUACGCAUAUUGUUAUAAUAUAAUAAUAUUGUACGGGCGGUUGUAAAUUCGGCUCCGCAAUGGUAAGGUCGUGCAUAUAGUAACGCACAUAUUUGACGCACAAACGAUUUUUUUCUAAACUUGUGGGUUUUCGACGGAAAAAAACGAUCGGGGCCGAAUUUACAAUCAAUCUUUUUAUUCCCGCCUAUUGCGUUAGGGCGCCGAGCUUACAUUUUCUCGUUACAUAAUAUAUUAUUAUUGUUUAUAAUAGGUAUAUUAUACCUACUACCCACUACGACCAAUCUAUAUAUAUUAUUAUGUUAUGAAUUUAUGAUAAUAUUGUUAAAGGAAUGCCAUAUAACAUUUUUUAUUUAUAAUUAUUAUUAUAUACAAACUAAUCAAACAGUACUAUAUUAUUAUAUUUUUAUUAUAUACGAUUAUAAUAUUAUGUUAUUACCUAUGUAGUACACUUUUCAUCUUUUAAUAUUUUAAAUGUAUGUACCUCGUCCAUAUUUUUUGUACGUCAGUGUGAUACUUAUACAUAUAGGUACUAUAAUAUACACAAUUAUAAUAUUCUAUAUACCUACAUCAUUAUUGUUGACGACCUGGAUAUGAAGACGAAGAGUAUACAUAUUUUGUAAACUUUCCGGGCGUAUAUAUUAUAAUAUCAUAUGCCUGGACAUAAUAUCACUUGUUAUAAGAUAUAUAUUAAUAUUAAUUUAUACUUAACUGAAUAAAAUACAUAAUAUUCUA
Messenger RNA from Metopolophium dirhodum (rose-grain aphid), 3113 nucleotides. RefSeq lists its product as uncharacterized. Gene Ontology annotation, biological process: positive regulation of transcription by RNA polymerase II. Gene Ontology annotation, molecular function: DNA-binding transcription activator activity, RNA polymerase II-specific; RNA polymerase II transcription regulatory region sequence-specific DNA binding. The record is from RefSeq and is a predicted model, not a curated record. Gene Ontology annotation, cellular component: nucleus; cytoplasm. NCBI's taxonomy places the organism in Eukaryota, Metazoa, Arthropoda, Insecta, Hemiptera, Aphididae. The transcript has 8 exons. Bases 179 to 2098 code for a protein of 639 amino acids.